Impatiens glandulifera is the source of this 3614-nucleotide messenger RNA. Its product is annotated as receptor-like protein 7. The record is from RefSeq and is a predicted model, not a curated record. The coding region runs from base 206 to 3586 and encodes 1126 amino acids. The transcript has a single exon. Lineage: Eukaryota; Viridiplantae; Streptophyta; Magnoliopsida; Ericales; Balsaminaceae. Gene Ontology annotation, molecular function: protein binding.
ACUAUUCUCAAUCAAUUUAUCUCUCUCUUUCUUCCAUCUUCUUCAUUUCAUUGCUUCAAUCCUCAGUCACCGCCACAUCCCGCCGUCCAUAGCUGAAAGGGAUUACUUAGUCAGACUCAUCUUCCAAGACCCACAAAUUUUUGUCCAAUAUUUUGAUGGGUUGUUCAUCAAAUUUCAGUUUAUCUGUCUUCUUCACUUCUCCCCAAUGAGAAUGCAACUAUUUUCAUUGCCUUUCAUCAUACAAAUCCUCUUAAUCUUCAUUACUACAAUUAAAGUCGCUGCCCAAUGUCGGAGCGACCAACAAUCUUCAUUAAUCCAACUCAAGAAUGAGCUAACAUUCAAUUCCUCUCUCUCAAGCAAGCUGCCAACUUGGAAUCAAACCACCGAUUGUUGUCAAUGGUUAGGGAUCGGUUGCGAUUUAAAUGGUCGAGUCAUUGUUCUCGACUUGAACGGUGAAAUGAUCUCCGGUGGAAUCAAUCAGACUAGCAGUCUCUUCAGUCUUCAGUUCCUCCAACGGUUAAAUUUGGCUAACAACAGAUUUAAUUCGGCUCAAAUUCCAUCUGGGGUCGGAAAUUUGAUUGAAUUAAGGUAUUUGAAUCUAUCCAGUUGUGGGUUAACUGGGCAAAUACCAAUCGAGUUAUCGCGUUUGACGAGGUUGGUUGUUCUGGAUCUUUCUUCCCUUUACUUUGCUGGACUUGAAUCAUUAAAACUGGAAAAUCCCAAUUUAAUGAUGUUUGUUCGGAACAUGACAGUACUUAAAGAACUGUAUCUUGAUGGUGUGAAUAUCUCAGCCUCAGGAAAUGAAUGGGGGCAGGCCAUUUCCUCAUCGUUGCCUAAUCUGGAAGUAUUAAGCAUGUCCAACUGUUACCUCGCCGGACCGAUUGAUCAUUCUCUUAUGAAUCUAACGUUCCUAUCCAUUAUCCGGCUGGAUCAGAAUAACCUGUCCACAAAUGUUCCAGAUUUCAUUGCGGAUUUCAGGAAUUUGACGGUUCUGCGACUUAGUUCUUGUAACUUGAAUGGGACAUUUCCAGAAAAGAUUCUUAAGGCUCCAACGCUUCAAAUUUUGGACUUAACAACCAACGCUAAGCUUCAUGGGUCAUUACCGGAAUUUCCUGAUAAUGGCUCUCUACAGAAUCUAAAACUGAGUUAUACAAAUAUUUCUGGUCAGCUGCCUAAUUCAACUGGGAAGUUGAUGAAUCUGUCUAGAAUAGAGCUUUCUAACUGCAAUUUCAGUGGAGAUAUACCGACUUCAAUGGGGAAACUUGCCAAACUAGUUUACUUGGACUUGUCAUGGAACUCAUUUUCUGGGCCGAUCCCAUCUUUUCAAAUCUGCAAGAAUCUCACCUACAUGGACCUAUCUCAAAACUCACUUUCAGGUUCAGUUCCUUCGUCGUACUUUGAUGGCCUUGAGAAACUUGUGAACAUUGAUUGGAGAAACAAUUUGUUCAAUGGGACUGUUCCAACGUCAUUGUUUUCUAUCCCAUCCUUGCAGAAAAUUCAGCUUUCGAACAACCAGUUUGGUGAUCAAAUUACUGAAUUUUUUAAUCCAAACUCCAGUCUAGAUACCUUGGAUCUGAGUAAUAAUAAUGUGCAAGGCCCUAUUCCAAAUUCUUUCUUCCAAUUUAGAAGUCUCAACGUCCUAUCACUCUCCUACAACAACUUCAGUGGUCACUUGAAGCUUGAAGAAAUGGCAACGAAUUUCCCAAACCUUACACGACUAGAGUUGUCGUGUAACAACUUGUCAAUUGAUGCCAAUUUCAGUAAUGAUAGUUUUCCGAUGCUGACAGUGCUGAAAUUGGCUUCUUCAAAGCUGAACCAAUUCCCUAAUCUAAGAAACCGGUCAAGAAUUAACAUUCUUGAUCUUUCAGAUAAUGAGAUUGAUGGGGAAAUACCAAACUGGUUAUGGAAUGUCAGCUCUCUUCGUCAACUAAAUCUUUCUGCUAAUUUUCUUGUGGGAAUGCAGAAGCCUUAUGCUAUUUCUACCAGUCUUUCGAUCCUGGAUCUGCAUUUAAAUAAGCUGAGUGGUGAGAUACCAAUUGUACCGGCAUCUAUAAUCUACUUGGAUUGUUCCAGCAAUAAUUUGGAAUCUUCUCUUCCGGAUGAAAUAGGCAAUAGCCUUUUAUUUGCUAAUUUCUUCUCGCUUGCGAGGAACCGUCUGAGUGGAGUUAUUCCUAUGUCAAUAUGCAACGCGACAAACCUUAUGGUUCUUGAUUUGUUCACUAACGAAUUCAAUGGGAGCAUACCUAGUUGUUUGAUUGAGAAGAACAGUAUGUCUCUUGGAGUAUUGAAUUUAGGGAAUAACCGUCUCACUGGCUCUAUAACAGGAAAUUUCCCAGAAAAAUGUGUUCUGAAGACGCUGGACUUGAAUGGCAACCUUUUGGAAGGGAAAGUUCCGAUAUCUCUGGCCAAUUGCAAAGAUUUAGAAGUCUUAAAUCUUGGCAAUAACAAGAUGAUCGAUAACUACCCCUGUUUUCUGAAAAACUCUUCUAGCUUGCGUGUUCUUGUUCUGAGACGAAACAAUUUUCAUGGAAAUAUCAGCUGUUAUCAUACAGGUGUUACUAAUACGACUUGGGAAAAGCUGCAAAUAGUGGAUCUUGCUUUAAACAAUUUCACUGGUAUUAUACCUGCAAAAUGUUUCUCAAGCUGGAAAGGAAUGGCAAACAGUGUUGAUGGUGAAAAGACAGAUCUCGACCAUUUGCGUUUCGAGUUCAUGAAACUCAAUCGCUUCUAUUAUCAAGACACAGUGACAGUUACCAACAAAGGGUUACAAAUGGAGCUGGUCAAGAUCUUGACAGUAUUUACUUCCGUUGAUUUCUCAGGAAACCAAUUAGAGGGAGAGAUACCUUCAACUGUAGGAGAUAUGAAAGCGCUCUAUGUUCUCAACUUAUCUCACAAUGCCCUGACUGGUCAGAUACCAUCAGUAAUAGGAAAUUUGACGCAGCUCGGUUCUCUUGAUCUGUCAAAUAAUAGUCUUAGUGGGAAUAUACCGUUACAGCUUCUGGAUCUUACGUUUCUAUCGGUCCUAAACCUAUCUUACAACAAACUUACAGGAAUGAUCCCAUAUAGCAGACAAUUCCUAACAUUCUCUGAAACUUCUUUCCUCGGGAAUCCAGGAUUAUGUGGAAUUGUCCUCAAUGUAUCUUGCAGCACAAAACUAUCCCCAUCCAACAACACAUCAGAUAAAAGAUCAUUUCUGCGGAUAAGAUUUGAUUGGCAAUUCAUAUUUACAGGGAUGGGAUUCGGAAUAGGGUCAGGAUUGAUUGUGGGUGUUCUCUUUUUCUGCAAGCCUACUAGUAGAUGGUGCGACAAACACGUUGAGAAGUUUGCCAUGUUUAUUAUUGCAUGUUUGGGAUUGAAGAAGAAAUCAGAGAAAUGCUUUGAGGAAAUGUUGUAUGAUGAUCAUGAUGAGACGGAUGAUUCUGACGAAGAUAUUCAAGAUGGUGAGAUUUCUGAGAGACGGUAUUGCAUUUUCUGUACAAGACUCGAUAGUAAUCGGAAAAAUGUCAUACAUAAUCCACAAUGUUGUUGCCAUGACAAGAGAACAUCUGUCUACUCUUUCUCUUCUUCCACAACUUCUUCUUCUUGAUUAGAGAAAAAUAUUCAUUCUUUUUGUG